AAUGCAAAACCUAAAGCUUGUGACGGUAGGAGAUGGCGCUGUCGGGAAGAGUUGUCUGCUUAUCUCAUACUCCACAAAUUCCUUCCCAAGUGAAUACGUACCCACAGUGUUCGACAGCUACGCAGCAGACGUAAUGGUGGACGGAAAACCUGUAAAUUUGGCUCUUUGGGAUACAGCAGGCCAGGAGGACUAUGACCGUCUACGGCCCUUAUCCUAUCCAGCAACAGACGUCUUCUUCUUGUGUUUUUCCAUAGAAUCCCGUGCGUCCUUCGAAAAUGUGCCAACAAAAUGGAUACCAGAAAUCAGACACUAUUGUCCUGACACACCUAUCGUAAUGGUUGCCUGUAAAAUAGAUUUACGCCACACAAGUUCACGAGACCUGGUGACGUAUGAAGAGGGGGCAAAAGUUGCCAAGGAUUGCGGCAUGCGCUACAAAGAAACAAGUGCGUUAACGCAGGAAGGUUUAAAGGAUUGUUUCGAUACGGCGAUCCGGGAGGCGUUGUGUACAACAAAAAAGAAAACGAAAAAAUUUGGAUUUUCCUUCGGUGGUAAAAAACGAGUUCCCCUUCCACCAGAUAUGCCUCCCGCCGGCAAGGCCCCUUGGAUUGAAAUUGAAACAUCAAGAUUUGCUGAGGAUUGGAUGGCGAUGCACGAAAGUCCUGUGCAUGCCGAUGUGACAUUCGUACUGAGUGGACAACACAACCUGGACGGACAUAAAAUAGUUCUUUGUUCAGCCUCCAAAUACUUCAGACGAGUCUUCGGGAUGAUGUCUUCAAAUAAGAGCGCUCAGCUGAAGCAGAUCGAGGCCUUAAGUAACUUCACUCUUGAAGAUCUCAAUGCCGGACUUGUCCAAGGAAUAGCAGCGGUUUAUGACAAGGACACUAGUACAGAGGAUAAUAAGGGUCAAAACCAUCAUCAUACAAUGGUGGAGCUGAGUGCCGAUAUCAAACCAAAGACAUUUGUCAGGGUCCUGGAAUUUCUCUAUUCUGGUGUACCUAGAUUGACCAAUGAUGAGGACGAGAUAGACCAGGACGAACUCGCUGACGUCAUGAGGGUAGCGGACAUUUUCAAAUUGCCGAGACUGACAGAAAUUUGUCAAAAUUGUCUCAGCGAACAGGAAUUCCUAAAUCCAAGUAUAGGUACAUUCCUGAAUGAUGAGACAGGACAAAAGAUGAAGGAACUAUACUUCAACAAUCCCGAGAUGGCUGACGUUGCGUUCAGAGUGGAAGGUAGAACAAUAUACGCCCAUAAAGUUGUUCUGAGUGCAAGAUGUAAAGUUAUGGCCGCCAUGUUUGGAGGUCAUUUCGUAGAAGGCCAGGCAACGUUAUCUGAGGUGGAUAUUCCGGCUACCUCCGCGGAGUGUUUCUUGGCUCUGUUGGAAUACCUCUACACCGACCAUUCACCCAUUGAAGAGAUCGAUGUGGUGGGACUCGUUGUUCUCUCAGAUGAGUAUGGACAAAAACGACUGAUCAAUCUGUGUGAACUAUAUGUUACAAAGGAAGUCGACAAGAGUGUGACAAAAAAUAUAGAGAAAGCAGAUAUCGACGUCAUCGGACUUUUGCACACGUCACAGAAUUACAACGCAGAACAGCUGUCCUGUUGGUGUUUGCAUUUCAUCUCCACAAACUACACGGCGUUCCAAAACCGGGCAGAAUUCUCGUUAUUAAAGGGAGAUAACAAAACAUAUAUUGAGGAGAAUCAGUGGCCUCCAGUAUCGUACCUCCGUGAGGUGGAGGAGUACGAGAAAAAAUGGAAUCCAAAGGGAGACAAAUGUUCAAUCAUGUAAGCGUGUAUCUAC
This is a messenger RNA of Mizuhopecten yessoensis (Yesso scallop), 1798 nucleotides long. RefSeq names its product rho-related protein racA-like. Lineage: Eukaryota; Metazoa; Mollusca; Bivalvia; Pectinida; Pectinidae. The coding region runs from base 2 to 1786 and encodes 594 amino acids. The transcript has 9 exons. Gene Ontology annotation, biological process: small GTPase-mediated signal transduction. The record is from RefSeq and is a predicted model, not a curated record. Gene Ontology annotation, molecular function: GTPase activity; GTP binding; protein binding.